This is a messenger RNA of Trypanosoma rangeli, 900 nucleotides long. Its product is annotated as phosphoenolpyruvate mutase. The transcript has a single exon. Lineage: Eukaryota; Euglenozoa; Kinetoplastea; Trypanosomatida; Trypanosomatidae. Gene Ontology annotation, molecular function: phosphoenolpyruvate mutase activity. The record is from RefSeq and is a predicted model, not a curated record. The coding region runs from base 1 to 900 and encodes 299 amino acids.
AUGCGGCACUGUAGUGGUCUGCCGCACAAGGCGAAGACGCUGAGGGCGCUGCUGCGCUCGAAAGAGCUGAGCUUCCUGAUGGAGGCGCACAACGGCCUCUCCGCCCGCAUCGUGGAGGAGACAGGCUUUAAGGCGAUUUGGGGCUCCGGACUCUCCAUCUCCGCCCAGAUGGGGCUGCGGGACAACAACGAGGCGAGCUGGACGCAGGUGUGCGACGUGGCCGAGCAGAUGAGCGAUGCGACGGGGAUUCCCAUCCUGCUCGACGCUGACACCGGCUACGGCAACUUUAACAACGCCAGCCUGCUCGUGCGAAAGCUGGAGAAGAUUGGCGUUGCCGGUGCCUGUGUCGAGGACAAGCUUUUCCCCAAGACGAAUAGUCUGCUUGAUGAGCGCGGGGCCCAGCCGCUCGCGGACGUGAAGGAAUUUGCGCUGAAGAUCCGCGCAAUGAAAGACACGCAGACUGAAGAAAACUUCUGCGUCGUGGCCCGCGUCGAGUCCUUCAUCGCGGGCUGGCCGCUUGAGGAGGCGCUUAAGCGGGCCACCGCGUACGCCGAGGCAGGCGCCGACGCCGUGCUCAUUCACAGCAAGAGGAAAGACGCCGCCGAGAUUGACGCCUUCAUGGCCCACUGGGGCAACAAGGCACCGGUGAUCAUCGUGCCCACCUCCUAUGCCAGCGUGCCGUGCGCUCACUUCCGCGACCUCGGGAUCAGCAGCGUCAUCUGGGCGAACCACAACAUGCGGGCGUGCAUCGCCGCCAUGCAGGCCGCUUCGCGAGCGAUACUUGAACAGGAGUCGGUCCUGCUACAGGAGAAGAGCAUUGCGCCGGUAAAGGAGGUCUUCCGGCUGCAGCGCCUCCCUGAGUACCUUAAAGCGGAAGAGGCUUAUCUGCCAAAGCAGUAG